Messenger RNA from Guillardia theta CCMP2712, 933 nucleotides. RefSeq lists its product as hypothetical. Gene Ontology annotation, cellular component: nucleus; kinesin complex; microtubule. NCBI's taxonomy places the organism in Eukaryota, Cryptophyceae, Pyrenomonadales, Geminigeraceae. The annotation marks the transcript as partial. Gene Ontology annotation, molecular function: microtubule motor activity; ATP hydrolysis activity; ATP binding. The record is from RefSeq and is a predicted model, not a curated record. Gene Ontology annotation, biological process: microtubule-based movement. The transcript has a single exon.
UUGCAGGCCAACGGAGGGGUAGGAGACCAGGACAAGUACCGGUUCACCCGCGUCUUCGGCCCCGGCACGCCCCAGGAGUCGCUGUAUGAAGAGACUGCGCUGCCUAUGGUCAAGGGAUUGUUUGACGGUCAGAACGGGCUGAUCUUCGCCUACGGUCCUACCAACUCGGGCAAGACGUUCACGAUCCAGGGGGACAAGGGGGAGAAGGCCGGCAUCCUGCCGAGGUCGUUGUCGACGGUGUUCAACGAGGUGGACGAGAGGAACGCGAACUCUCAAGAGGACUGGACGGUGUGGGUGACCUUCAUGGAGAUCUACAACGAGAACGUGUACGACCUGCUCGACGUGCCUCCUGAUAAGACCAAGAACGAGCCCAGGAAAGUGUGCAAGCUCAAGGAGCACAACGGGCAGGUCCACAUCAAGGGGCUGCGGGAGCUGCAAGUGAGGAACCUGGAGGAAGCGAAGCAGGUGCUGCGAUAUGGCGCAAGGCACCGGCAGGUGGCGGAGACCAUGAUGAACGACGUGUCGUCCCGCAGUCACUCCGUGUUCAACAUCAAGCUCGUGCCCAACAGAGGGAGCGAGACGGACCCGACGGAACCUUCGCAGGUGUACAGCAAGCUGGCCAUCGUCGACCUGGCGGGGUCGGAGAGGGCGCUGAAGACGAAGGCGACUGGGGAGAGGCUGAAGGAGGCGUCCAACAUCAACGUGUCGCUGAUGAACCUGGGAAGGUGCCUGGAGGCGCUGCGGUGGAACCAGAUCAACCCGAACCGGGUGGCGCACGUGGUGCCGUUCAGGCAUAGCAAGCUGACUCGGAUCUUUCAAGAUCACUUCCUUAACGCAAGCAAGAUGGUGAUGAUCGUGGCUGCCAACCCGAACCCCUCGGACUUCGACGAGGCCCGACAGGCCUUGACGUACGGGGCGAUCGCCAAGGAGAUC